Trematomus bernacchii (emerald rockcod) is the source of this 2401-nucleotide messenger RNA. RefSeq lists its product as uncharacterized. The transcript has 12 exons. The record is from RefSeq and is a predicted model, not a curated record. NCBI's taxonomy places the organism in Eukaryota, Metazoa, Chordata, Actinopteri, Perciformes, Nototheniidae. The coding region runs from base 863 to 2275 and encodes 470 amino acids.
GCUGCAUCAGACCACAGAGAGAACGUGUGCAGCAUUUUAAAAGCAUUUUGAAGUUAAAGAAUUGUGUUUCUCAGAGAGAUUUGAGAUGGGUAAAACUCAUUUGGAUUUGUGCAGUGAACUGUUGUUAUAUACUAAUACAUAUACAUACAUAUUAAUGUACAGAACACUGAUUAUACAAACAGGAAAUAGAAACUGGAAGCACAUCCAUGUUAGCCUUCUCCUAAUCAAUAAGUUAAACAUUUUAGCUUUAAUAUCUAUAAAAUAUUAGACAAUUGAUAAAUGGUCUUAAGGGGUUGAGGUUACAGGGGGACAAUACGUUAAUCAGUUGUUUGCUUUAGUUUUAUUUCAACUGAGAGAGAAUGUGUAGAGUGAAAAAGUCCAUGGGAAACGUGGGGGCCUUGACUUUACUUCAACAGCAACUAGAACAGAAAACACAGCCUGAGCAGCAACACACUGGAAAUAUGAAGUGAAAUACGGAUUUCAGAGUUGUAUGUUCAGGACAAAAAAAAAAAAAAAAAUCAUGUUUGAUUCAAGCAGACCAUGAACAAGAUAAAUGUUUCUGUAAAGUUGUGAGCAGCUUGUGAACACAUGAUGAAAAGACUCUUUCAUUUCCUUCUGAAACUGUUAGCUGACACUUUGGUAGACUUGAUAUAAAUAUAUAACAUAUUCUACGUAUUUAAUAAAUCGUGUGAAACAACUAGAUGCACAGUGUGGGCGUUUCUGUGGCCUGUUUGUCUCAUGUCUGAUGCUAUCUGUGGUUUUCCUGAGAGCAAGUUCUGCAAAUUGACACUGAAGUACAUCAAAGUUCACAUACUCAGAGACACAAGCUUCUUCUAUCUGAGAAGUCUUAUUGAGCUUCAUCAUGGCUGGACGUCUGCUGUUCGUCAUCCUCAUCUAUUCCUUUCACAAGAUUCAAACACGAGCUUCUCUUCUACCGACACUGACAGUGAAUCCUCCGGUGAUCACAGAGACAGACUCAGUCACUCUGCACUGUCAGACUCCACCCUCUCUUUCUGUGUCUCACUGUUAUUUCUACACUUUAAGUGGAGGAAUUAUCAAAGUCUCCUCUUGUCUGAAGACUCUGACAGGAACUGAGCUGCUGAAGAUGUCACGGCAGAGUUCACCUGCUCAGGUUCAAGUGAAAUGUAAUUAUUAUCGUGACUUGACUCAAUCUCCUGAAAGUGAUGUAUCCUCCAUCUUCAUUCACAAUCUUCUUCCACCAACACUGACAGUGAAUCCUCCGGUGAUCACAGAGACAGACUCAGUCACUCUGCACUGUCAGACUCCACCCUCUCUUUCUGUGUCUCACUGUUAUUUCUACACUUUAAGUGGAGGAACUACACUCUUCCCUUGUCUGAAGACUCUGACAGGAACUGAGCUACUGCAGAUGUCACAGCAGAGUUCACCUGCUGAGGUUCAAGUGAAAUGUUAUUACACUGUAAAACAUGGAGAUGUAAAUUAUCCAUCUCCACACAGUGACCCGUCCUCCAUCACCGUAUGUCAAAAACCAGAGAUCAGUAUUCAACAUUUUCCUGGUGAAAACGUUCUCUUCACCUGCACUCUGCCUGGAUCUGCUGAUCGUGAUGCAAGAUGUAACCUGUACUUUGGAGAAAAUAAUAAUCCAGUCCCAACAACAACCAGCUGGAAGAAUAGGGAUUCAAAGAAUCGGCUGAUCUGCCAGUUUACUGUCACAAUUGAUGACUUUCUAAGACGUGUACAUUUUCUUAAAAGACAUGAUGCCAGCUGUGAUUAUAGUUUGGGAAAUGAAGCCAACUCUUUGUCUCCUCGUAGCGAUGGAUACAGCUUGACUGAUAUUGUGGAAAAGGAGCCCUCCAAAAUAUCAGCUUUUACUACCCCCCCAGAUAUCGUGGAAAAGGACACACACUUGACAAAGACUAUGUUGACAUCUACUAUGACCACAGAAACAGUCAGUAGUGUGAAUCCAGGACCUGAUAAAGAUAUAACAGGUUCAAGUGUUAGUACGCCUGGUAUUAAAGAUAGCUCUAACACUGCAGCCCCUCAGAAAACAGCAUCAGCCGAAAUAUGGAAGUUUGUAGCAGUUGUGGCUGGAUGUGGAGUUACUGUGGGAGUCAUCUUGCUGGUUUCUGCAAUUCUCUGUAACAACAGAAGAACUGCAGGUUCUCAGGAAGUGAAAGGCAGACAGGAGCAUCACAAUGAGAAUAUGGAGACAUACCAUAUGUACGCAGCCAUCUCGGAGGAGCCGGCCGCAUCGGACCUCAAGAGUAUAAUGUACAGCACCGUGCAGUCACACUGAAACGAUACCCUACGGAGAGAGAAGCAGACAGACUAACAACUGUUACUGAAAUUAACUUUGUGUAUGACGUUCACUGGUAUAAUGCUGAUCGAGUUUUUACAACUAUUAAAGCUAUGCAAUUUUCAA